AUUGUGUAAUAAUUUUAAUUUGUACAUGAUUUAAAAUUUAACUGUUAAAUACUAAUAAAAAGCGUUUUAGUAGCAUAUUCCAUUUUCAUUAUUUUAUGUCCUAAUGUUUCAUUGAUUUUUAUAUGCAAAUACAUGCAUUUUUGUAUUUAUUUCCACACUGGUGCCCAAAGCCUGCCUUCUUUUGCAAAUAGAUUUACCAACUAAUGAUUAACAAAAUUCCACAGAACAGCUUGAAACUCUAAAUCUGCGUGUGACUACACACAUACUUAACUUCUUCUAUUGUAAAAGCUACCUUCUUGUCACCAAAAAUGUGCUUGAUGUAUGUUUUUGGAGCACUAGCCAUAACAAGUGGAGUUUUUAGCCAAGACGCAACAACCUUACUGCCAGAGACUCGAGACCUGUUUGUAGCAGUGGGUUCAUCUGUGAAGAUACCAUGCUCUGACGGAGAAAAAAAAGGGGUGGAGUGGAGAUUCAACAGUUCGGUGCUUGUCUCGAGUCCUGUUCUCUCCAUAGAGAACAGCAGCUUGAAGGACCAAGGCAUCUACACCUGCCACCAACCGAAUGGUGAUCUGAUACAAACAGUAUCUCUGCACCUGGGAUAUGCCCCUUCUCUUCCGGAUGUGUAUUGUUGGUCUCCAAGUUACCCUAAAAGAGCAAUAUGCUCUUGGACACUGACUCCAGAACCAAUACUUCCAACACAUUAUUUUGCUACAUACAGCUCUUUAGACCCACUGUCAAGUCCCCGUCCAUGCCAGAAAUGGGGAGAAAGAGACAGGCAUUGUGUGUUAGAGGAACUGGAGAUCUUUGCAAGUGAACCAACUCUCUUCAACAUUACAGCUGUUAAUGCUCUGGGUAGCGCGACAAGCAUAUGGCCAAUUAUUUUUGAGCAGAUAGUGAAACCCGAUCCUCCGGUGAAUGUGAGCGUGAUGGUAAUGCCAGGCAGGAAGCUGUCUGUUCAGUGGGGUCCACCACCCACUUGGCCGGAUCCCGUCAACUUUCUCCUUAAAUACACGGUGAAAUUCCACUGGGGCAAACCUGAGACAGCUAGAACUCUGGGCCCUUAUGAGUCUAAUAAAAUGGUUUUGCGUGGUCUGGUGACGGGAAGGACUUACUACAUCCAAAUAUCUGCAAAGGACUCUCUGGAUGACGGACAGAGCAGCGAUUGGAGUGAACCAAUAAGUGCCACUGUACCUAUCAACUGAUGUGGUGAAUCAUUACAUUACGCUGCAUUUACCAAAUACGUCAGAAUUAAGUCACUAAAGGUAUCAUUUUGUUUAUAAAGGCAAUGACAACCAAUAUGCGAGCUCAGUGUGCAGAAUCUUGUUAAUUAAAAAUAAUAAUAAACACUCA
This is a messenger RNA of Puntigrus tetrazona (Sumatra barb), 1350 nucleotides long. RefSeq names its product Epstein-Barr virus induced 3 (gene ebi3). NCBI's taxonomy places the organism in Eukaryota, Metazoa, Chordata, Actinopteri, Cypriniformes, Cyprinidae. The coding region runs from base 309 to 1202 and encodes 297 amino acids. The transcript has 6 exons. The record is from RefSeq and is a predicted model, not a curated record. Gene Ontology annotation, biological process: cytokine-mediated signaling pathway. Gene Ontology annotation, molecular function: cytokine receptor activity; cytokine binding. Gene Ontology annotation, cellular component: external side of plasma membrane; membrane; signaling receptor complex.